UGUAUUCCUGUCUCUAUCCGGUUAAACAGCUGGGUCUCUGCACGGAGAGAGACAAACGUGAUUCUGCUCUGCUGUGUGUGUGACAAAGGCGACAUGUCGAGGAUAAAAAAUAUUGGGAUUAUUGCUUUUCUAAUGCCUUCGCUUUAGAAGGCAUUACAUAAGAAAAUAAAAAGGAUGAGAUGAGGCCUACGAAGACGAGACAUCCACAUCGCCACAUGAAAUGAUGAGCGCCAAUUCGAAUCAAACACGCAAGGACUGGGGAUUGCUAUUUAUGAAGGAGGUGCAGAAUUUCAUUAACAUAUGGAGCUUUUGUUAACGAUUUGUUUUUCGUUGGUCUGUUUUAGCCCAGAAUACCAUCGAAACACUGGCGUUAUGUUUCAUCUAGACGAGAAAGCUGAGCCUUGACCCUAUUCAGACUGCCUUCCAUUGGCUCUGGAGGAGGUGGGCUGAAUCAGCCUGACUCGAGAGGUUCUGUCUUACAUCAACAAGCUAUGGAGUGGAACCUCUUGCUCAAGCGGCUCAAGGUCGAGCGGCAGGCUGAGAUAAAGAGGGGAUCGAUGGCCAAGCCCCUCUACAGACUCCAGCGUUUCCUCCGGAGGGCUCAGCUGUUCCUGCUCUUCCUGGGUGUGGCCUACAUCAUGGCCGGGAGCGUCCUGCUGCUCCAACGGGCCAGCCUGGUGGUGACCCAGCGAGGGGCCACCAGCCCUCCACUGCCAUCCCUGCCCUCCAUACCCUCACCUCCCCGGGCCCUGGAGCUGGGGAUGCCACCCGUGAGGGUAGGAGGCUACAGGGACAGGAGCUCACGGAUCAUGGCCAGGGGGCAGGGGUACCAGCCUGGGAGCCCGUUGGACAACAGGACUGGAACACGCUGGCUCAUGUCGAGGAAUCUGGAGAUCCGACACCUGCGGCGGCGCUGGUUCCACAGCCUGAUGACGGAGAAGGAUAUGUCACAGGUGGAGAGGAGCACCCCCAGGAGGAAUGUGCCUCACAAAGGUUCUUACAUAGGCUGCUUUCUGGAUAAUUCCAAGGAGCGGGCUUUAAGGGGGUCUGUAUUUACUGAUUUCCGCAAAAUGACCAGCACCAUGUGCCAGGAUACCUGCUCAGCGAGAUUAAACUGCACAGAAUCUGUGUAUCUGGAAUGCAGUCACAGUGGCUACCAGUUUGCUGGUCUGGAGUAUGGGUCGGAGUGUUACUGUGGCAACCACAUCACCAGCCUACGUGUGAGAGACAAGGAAUGUAACUUGGACUGUAAAGGGGAGAAAGGCUCGCUCUGUGGCGGUGUUGGGCGCCUGUCAGUAUUCACGGUGGAGGAUAUGCUUCCAGGCCAGAGGAGAUACAGGAACGUGCGUUACCGCGGCUGCUUCAGAGAGCCUGAGAACAGCUCCUCUACAUCUCUGGUCCAUGUGCUCCAGCUCAACCUCACCUCCCAGUCCUGCAUAGAGGCCUGCAUGAACAAGGAGUUUCCACUGGCUAUGCUGAGGAGUCCGGACUGUUUCUGUGGUUACGCUACUCCUGACUUCACUCUCCAUGAGCCGGCUGAGGAGGAGCACUGUUCACAGAGCAACACCACUGAAGCUUCCUUACCAUCAACCCUCCAGCGCUUCUACCAGGUCUACCAGACACCUGUCCAAGACUCCAGAUGCACAGAGAAGAAUUUCCUACCAGAGAAGUCCAGUUCAUUGGUAGCGCUUUCCAGCUUCCCAGGAGCAGGCAACACCUGGGUCAGACACCUCAUAGAGUUGGCCACAGGGUACUACACAGGCAGCUACUACUUCGAUGGGACCCUUUACAACAGAGGCUUCAAAGGCGAGAAGGAUUACUGGAAGAGUGGUCGGACCAUCUGUGUGAAAACACAUGAAAGUGGGAGGAGAGAGAUAGAGAUGUACGACUCUGUCAUCCUGCUGAUCAGGAGCCCGUACCGUUCCCUCAUGGCUGAGUUCAACAGGAAGUGUGCAGGACAUCUGGGAUACGCCUCUGAUCAGCACUGGAAGACCAAAGAGUGGCCUGAGUUUGUGAGCAGCUACGCCUCCUGGUGGGCAUCCCACGUACUGGACUGGCUGCGGUUCGGCCAACGGGUCCUAGUGGUCCACUUCGAGGAACUCCAGACAGCGCUGGUGCCCCGGCUACGAUCCAUCGCCUCCUUCCUCAACACCACAGUGACCGAGGACAGACUGCUGUGUGCCGAGAGCAACCAGGAUGGACACUUUAAACGCUCCGGGGCCCGGCAGCCCACCUUCGACCCCUUCACACCCGACAUGAGAGGACUGAUAGACGGGCUGAUCCGUGUCGUGGACCAGGCUCUCCGGGACAGAAACCACACAGGCCUUCCACUGGAGUAUCUGCCCAGAUGAUGGACCGCUAAACUCUGAUAACCCUGAUCUCUACCUUGUCCACUACCCUGUCCCUCCUCAGUUUUCACUGCCUUAAAGCUGUGGUGGCAUGGAUGGAUGGAUACCCCCCCAUCCAACUCAAGAGAAAGCGUUUCAAAUCAGGAACGUGCCCUGCAAAGGAAACAUAGAGGCUAUUCUCACAAAGCACUUUUUAUGCUUUGGAAGCGCUGGUUUAUUAAAGCUCUGUUUUUCUGUUUUA
Messenger RNA from Oncorhynchus keta (chum salmon), 2589 nucleotides. RefSeq names its product WSC domain-containing protein 1-like. The transcript is spliced from 11 exons. Bases 492 to 2351 code for a protein of 619 amino acids. The record is from RefSeq and is a predicted model, not a curated record. Lineage: Eukaryota; Metazoa; Chordata; Actinopteri; Salmoniformes; Salmonidae.